This is a messenger RNA of Tarenaya hassleriana, 543 nucleotides long. Its product is annotated as probable acyl-[acyl-carrier-protein]--UDP-N-acetylglucosamine O-acyltransferase, mitochondrial. Bases 106 to 543 code for a protein of 145 amino acids. The record is from RefSeq and is a predicted model, not a curated record. The transcript has 5 exons. Gene Ontology annotation, biological process: lipid biosynthetic process. Gene Ontology annotation, molecular function: acyl-[acyl-carrier-protein]-UDP-N-acetylglucosamine O-acyltransferase activity. Lineage: Eukaryota; Viridiplantae; Streptophyta; Magnoliopsida; Brassicales; Cleomaceae.
GGCCGGGGAUAAUUGCUUUCUUCACAUUGGUAAUAACAAUGAGAUCAGAGAGUUCUGUUCGAUUCACAGAUCAUCAAAGUCCACCGAUGCUGGUUAUUGACCGAUAUGAGCAAAAUCUCUAGUCUUUAUGAAGUGUGUUCUUACAGUCUCUUUGUGGAACAGGUCAUUGGCCAUGUGGUCGUAGAGGUUCACCAGUUUUGCCACAUUGGUUCUUUCUCUUGCAUCAGUGGUGGUUCAGUGGUUUCACAAGAUGUGCCAAAGUACAUGAUGGUGACCGGAGAAAGUUCAGAAAUUCGGGAUCUGAAUCUGGAAGGAAUUCCGAGCAGUGGAUUCACAAUUUCAGAGACCAGAAGUCUGAAAAGGGCGUAUCGUAAAAUAUUCAUAUCCAGCGAUGCCGUUUCUUUGGGUAUGGAGGAGCGUCUGGCCAAGACGAGAUGUCGCAGGAACAAGGCAGAGAUUUGUACAGAGUUCCCGUGGUGCGGGAAAAUGGUGCAGUCAUCUGGGGUUCUUUCUCUGAAAACCGUCGCGGGAUCUCCAAGUUGA